Setaria italica (foxtail millet) is the source of this 1181-nucleotide messenger RNA. Its product is annotated as isoprenyl transferase. The record is from RefSeq and is a predicted model, not a curated record. Gene Ontology annotation, biological process: polyprenol biosynthetic process. NCBI's taxonomy places the organism in Eukaryota, Viridiplantae, Streptophyta, Magnoliopsida, Poales, Poaceae. The coding region runs from base 86 to 982 and encodes 298 amino acids. The transcript has 2 exons.
CUCAACGUCUAUAAGUUCCACCUUACUGAGCGUACACCAAGCUUGCAGUCAGUACGUACUGAGAUCGAAGCUCUCGUGCCCCGCCAUGACGAUGAUACCUCUCUCACACUCUCCGUCUGCCACCAGUAUCCGUCCGUCGUCAACGCCGCCACCGCCGCCGGCGGCUCGCUCCGGCCGCUGGAGACUGCGGACGGCCGACACGGCGGGCGUGGGCGCCGCUGACCACGCGGCCGCCGCCGAGGCGCUCCUCCGGAGCGGGCUGCGCCCGGAGUCGCUGCCGCGGCACGUGGCCGUGGUGAUGGACGGCAACUCGCGGUGGGCGCGCGCGCGGGGGCUCUCGCCCGCGGACGGCCACAAGGCCGGCGGCCGCAACCUGGAGCGGGUCGUGGCGCUCUCCCGGGUCUGGGGCAUCCGCGCGCUCACCGCCUUCGUCUGCUCCCACGAGAACCUGAACCGCCCCAAGGCCGAGGUCGAGCACAUGAUGGGUCUGUCCGAGUGGCUCAUCGGCGACAACGUCGACAAGCUAUCCAGGCAGGGGAUCCGGCUGCAGGUCAUCGGCGACGCCUCGAAGAUGCCGGGCUCCCUGCGCCGCGCGGCGGCGCAGGCCGACGAGGCAACCCGGCACAACUCGCGGCUGCACGUGAUGCUGGCGAUCUGCUACAGCGGGCGGUGGGACAUGGUGCAGGCGUGCCGGGAGCUCGCCCGGGCGGCACGGGCGGGCGAGCUCAGCCCGGACGACAUCGACGAGCGGGUGCUCGCCAGCAGGCUCGCCACGAGCGCCGCCGGCGAGCUCGCCUGCCCCGACCUCGUCGUCAGGACCAGCGGCGAGCUGCGGCUCAGCAACUUCCUGCUGUGGCAGGCGGCGUACUCGGAGUUCUUCUACACCGACAAGAUGUGGCCUGACUUCGGGGAGGCCGAGUACCUGGAGGCGUUGCGUUCCUACCAGAGCAGGGAUCGUCGGUUCGGUCAAACAAGAGUCUAGCUGCAGCCGCAAAAUUGUAGCGAAUAGGCAUUUGUAUGCGUUGAAUGAACACGUGAGUUGUUCUUGUUCAAUUUAGUUAUUACUAAUUCCUAGUGAUAAGUGGCGCUAAAAUCUCCUCUCACAAUAGCCUCGUGAGACUGUGCUUGCUACUGACGGUAAAAAUAAUAACAGUUGCAAGGACCGGGACUCUACUUGGAAA